AUGAAAGCUGAUGAUUCAAAACCCAUGCAGUUUGAAUGUACUGUACAUAUUUGUACAAUAAGUCUAAAAGAAGAAGCACAAAAACAGAGGUAUAGGAUCAAGUGCCAUGAAAGACGCGAGUUAAUAUUUCUAUGUCAGAGAACGCCUCACACUGGGUCAAGGCAUGAUGCAUACAUCGAUAGAUUGUUACUCCAUGCAAUUCAUGAAUAUGAAAAGAAACGAAGUUCCAGUAACAAUGAGGUCAACAACAUAACUAAUCCAGAAGACGGUGCAAAACUCAUAGAAGAGGCUCUUAAGGGUAACGUUGAUCCUAAUUCUGACGUGGUAAACCUACUAGAGAGUAUGUUUGUGGAUGAGGGAAAUAGGCACAAUCUUCACCCUGAUGGUAUUGACAAGGUUGCUUCCAAGAAAGGAAAGAUUUUUGGGGACACUCAUGACGGCCAUAAGCUGACACCAGAACAGAUCGAUAAAUUAAAGGGCGGGAGCAGUGGAAGAAAACGGAAUUUUUGGAGAUCUGCCAGACUUUGGACUGAUAAAAUAAUCCCUUACACAAUCGCCAGCUCAUUGUCUUCAGUUCAAGGAAACCUAGACAUCAUCAAUAGCGCAAUCAAACAGUUUUCAGACUACACCUGUUUGAGGUGGGUUCCUUAUGGUUCUGCAGAGGCCCAGCAAGCAAGCUAUCCAAAUUAUGUGGAGUUCUUUUCUGGAAGUGGUUGUUGGUCUUAUAUUGGAAGAGUGGGAUCAGACAAACAACAAAUCAGUCUUGAAGAUCCUGGUUGCGUUUCGGUGUCAACUACAGUUCAUGAAAUGGCACAUGCUAUAGGACAAAUGCAUGAACAGUCCCGGAAUGAUCGAGAUAAUCACGUCACCAUGUAUUGGGCUAAUAUACAGAAUGGUCAGGACAAUAACAAUAUGCAGAAAACCGACACCUUCGAUUAUAACCCGUAUGACUAUCAAUCCGUGCUCCAAUACAGUCUAACGGCUUUUUCUACAAAUGGUGAAGCAGUAAUGAGGUUCCAUGACCGUCGUCUCGAGUUCUUGGCUGAUUCAGCCACCGGACUGAUGUUUUAUGACAUUCAGGAUAUUACAGAUGCUUAUGAUUGUACCAGACCAUGUCGAGGUUCCAGUGGUAAUGACCCUUUGAAGCAGUGCCAGAACGGGGGUUUUGUCAUCCAUACCUGUGACUGUCUAUGUCCAUACGGUUUUACUGGAGAACUGUGUGAGACAGUUCAAACUGAUCCAGAAUGUGGCCCAGGUAUCAUAAACUUAGCUGAUGGAGAAACCAAGACCAUAACCACACCGAAUUUCAAUACUGGAGGUCCAUAUCCCACCGGUAAACGAUGUGUUUGGCUGGUGAAGUCUUCCAAUGGAAAGAACGUCGCCAUGAAGAUAGACGAGAUGGAUUUAGCCACAGAUGACGGAGCCUGUGCUCACUGGCUAGAGAUCCAGUAUAAUUUAAUCGGACAGGGUGGUCCAAAACGCUGUGGAAAAUUUUCCCACGAGACCUAUGUGACGUCAGACUAUGGGGACCCCUCCAUGAUGUUACUGAUAUUUAACAGCUCCUUUGCUCCUAAUAUCCAACCGGGCAAAGGCUUUUCUCUGUCUGUGUCCUCUGUUGGUGCAGGCUGUAAAACUGCACCAUGUGUGUUUGGGACUUGUACUGAUGUCGGAUCCAGUGACUUCACUUGCUCCUGUGCUGCCGGAUAUACUGGGCAACUAUGUGAUACCCUUGCUGGCUCCGGCGAUAUCUCUUGUGACUUUGAAGGAGAAGUUUGUGACUUUAGUAACUUGAAAUCUGACUCUUACGACUGGGUUAUAAUAUCGGGCUCCACUCCAUCUGGAGGCACUGGUCCUUCUCAAGCAAGGAGCGGAUCAAACUAUUUAUAUACAGAAAUGUCAUACCCUGUACCUACUGGAACUACAUUUCAUUAUGAAACACCUUUCUUGACUGCUGGUCCAAGAUGUCUGGUGUUCUGGUAUCAUAUGUAUGGUUCUGGUAUGGGAACCCUUAACGUGCUUCGCGAUGGCACUACAGUGUGGACUAGAAGUGGAGAUCAGGGGAAUCAGUGGCAGAGAGCGGAAAUCAACAUACAAGGAUCAACAAAUUACAAAGUCAUUUUUGAGGCAAUAAGAGGGAGUAAUUACCAAAGUGAUAUUGCUCUAGAUGACAUUUCCUUAACUUCGGCUGCAUGUGGUUCACCAACACCCACCACAACGGCAAUGACAACAACCAACCCAACGACAACAACAACAACGACGACGACAGCAACAACAACAACGACAACAACCAAUCCAACAACAACAACGACAACCAAUCCAACAACGACAACCAACCCAACAACAACAACUAUGACAACCAACCCCACAACAACAACAACCAAUCCGACAACAACUAUGACAACCAACCCAACAACAACAACAACCAAUCCGACAACAACUAUGACAACCAACCCCACAACAACAACGACCAAUCCAACAACAACAACAACCAAUCCAACAACAACUUCCACAACAAACCCAACAACAACUACCACAACCAACCCGACAACAACAACCAACCCAACAACAACUACCACAACAAACCCAACAACAACUACCACAACAAACCCAACAACAACAACAACAUCGCCAACAACUAGUCAACCAGGAGAAAUUAUUAAGGGGCCUGUGGCGUGUACUUUUGAAAAUGGAGUGGACUGUUUCCUAGUAGAUGACAUAUCUGACAAUUUUAACUGGACCAUUCGAUCCGGACGAACGCCAAGUAGAGGGACAGGUCCCCGUAGAGCGACACAGGGCUCAAGGUACGCCUACACUGAAGCAACAAGACGUAGACCAGGGCAAAAGGCUGCACUGGUUACUAAAUACAAAAUUGAAACUGGAGACAGGUGCCUUAUCUUUAGGUACCAUAUGUCUGGAAGUGGGAUAGGUGAACUGAAAGUUAUGCAGAAGUUUGAUGCGGGCUUGAGCGAACUUUUCUCAAAAAUUGGACAACAGAGCAGUUCCUGGCAUGAUUGGAAGAUGGAGGCAAUCGAUGUUCAUCACAAUGAAGACGACAGUAUUAUAUUUGAAGGUACAAGAGGUGCGAAUUAUAGAGGCGAUAUAGCACUGGAUGAUAUCCAUUAUAUUCCUGGGAAAUGUGCUGAUAUUAUCUUCACCUGCACUUUCGAUGGUCCAUGUUUCUUGAAUGACGUCACAGGUGUCGAUAGAAUGAACUGGAGAAGAACAAGUGGACCCACCCCAUCUAGAGGGACAGGGCCAAGUAAUCCGUUUGAUGGGACUUACGCAUAUAUAGAAGCCUCGGGAAGACGAUCUGGCAGUAACGCGAUUCUUUCCUCAGAAGCACUGACUAUUCCUGGAAAUGGAGGAGAUCGUUGUCUAAAAUUCUUCUACAACAUGAAUGGUGCCAACAUAAGGAAACUUCGGGUGAGGGCUGGAGAACGUGGCUCUGAGGAUGAGGUCUGGAGCCUCUCGGGGAAUCAGGGAGAUGUAUGGACUCCUGUAGAAGUUGACAUCCCAGCAGCGACUGACUUGGUGGUAAGCUUUGAGGGCAUUAAAGGAAGAGGCUUCCGGGGUGAUAUUGCUGUCGACUCCAUCUCUCUGUUUGAUUCUCCUUGCCCAGUUGGAACUUCAACAGCUUAAACUGGACAUUAAUUGUUCAUUGUUCAGACAAAUUCCUAGAGCUGCAACUUAAUUCUUGUUACGUAGAGUGAAAUACAGAACGUACUCAGCAAAACACUGCAAAUAAUUUUUACACAAAAUCUCUCUGUUUAUGUAUUUAGUCUGAAGAUAAAUGAAUGUUUAAAUGUUUGAUUUGUUCGAUCAAUGAUCAAA
Molecule: messenger RNA, 3831 nt
Organism: Saccostrea echinata
Lineage: Eukaryota; Metazoa; Mollusca; Bivalvia; Ostreida; Ostreidae
Product: MAM and LDL-receptor class A domain-containing protein 1-like
Exons: 28
Coding region: 1-3639 (1212 amino acids)
Biological process (GO): nervous system development; proteolysis
Cellular component (GO): membrane
Molecular function (GO): zinc ion binding; metalloendopeptidase activity
Source: RefSeq, a predicted model, not a curated record